Messenger RNA from Vollenhovia emeryi, 1244 nucleotides. RefSeq names its product barrier-to-autointegration factor (gene baf). The record is from RefSeq and is a predicted model, not a curated record. NCBI's taxonomy places the organism in Eukaryota, Metazoa, Arthropoda, Insecta, Hymenoptera, Formicidae. Bases 476 to 748 code for a protein of 90 amino acids. Gene Ontology annotation, molecular function: DNA binding. The transcript has 4 exons.
GUCGUUGGAUGAAAGCACAGAUGUCUAUAUAUCCUGCGGAUGAAAGAGAAAUGAAACAGGCCAUCUUCGUUGCGCAUCAUACGUCGAAGACGGAUAGAACGACAACACUUUCAGUUGCGUCAACGUCCGAGGUGCGGCCAUGAUGCUGAGUCAAGAGAAUUGACGCUCUAUUCAAUAUAUCUCUUCCACAUUCGAUGAACGGAGCAUUUAACGAGAAAACGGUUUUUGAUUACGCAGAACUUGCGAAUAACACUUCCAACAGAUUAGCUUUUGAUCUCUUGCAGAUCAGAUCUGCGUGCGACGGCGUGAGUUUGGAGAAUUUUGAAUUCGGGCCGAAACUUCGUUCGCGGUAUACAAUCGAGAAAGGGAUCUCAAACGCAGUCUAUUUCGUUUGCUUCGGGUGGAGUUUCGUACGAGAUAUUUUUGUAAAUUACCGUCGGACAAUACGUACGGACUUGAUUACGUUAAGAUCAAAAUGUCGAGUACAUCACAGAAGCACAGAAACUUUGUGGCCGAGCCGAUGGGGGACAAACCUGUGACCGAGCUCGCCGGUGUCGGGGAAGUUCUUGGAAAGAGAUUAGAAAACGCAGGCUUUGAUAAGGCAUACGUGGUUCUGGGGCAGUAUUUAGUGUUAAAGAAGAAUAAGGAAUUGUUUCAAGAAUGGAUGAAAGACGCCUGCUCGGCGAACGCGAAACAGUCGACAGAUUGUUAUCAAUGUCUCACUGAUUGGUGCGAAGAAUUUUUGUAAAGUAAUUGACGUAGACUUUCGACUUGAAUAUUCUUUUAAGAGUGCAAACUAUAAAAUUAACUAUUAUAACACAUACGCAAAAUGUAAAAUAUAUUUUAAUACUUAUACAUAUUUUAAAUAUCUUGCUUAUAGCUUCAAAUAGUAAACGUAAAGAGUAAAAUUUAUUUCUAUAAACUUGAUAAUUAUUAUUUUCGCGCAUUGCAUUUAAGAUUUGUAUUAUGGUUUAAACACAUUCGUUUCACGUUGCAUUCAUCACCAUCAGUUGAAUUUCCAACGAAAUCUUAUAUGCAUUAAUGAUAUAGUAAAUUAAUGAAAUUUGAAAUUUUUAUAUAUCAAGACGUAUUAUUAUAAGAAGAAUUGUUACACUUUAUCAUUAUAAACAUUUUAUCAUUACAAAAGAACGCGCAAUCUUAGAUAUAAGAACAUUGACAAACCUAAAAAUAUCAAUGUAUUUAUGUAGAUUGAACAAGAAAUAAAAGCAAGGUUUAUUCUCGAA